Molecule: messenger RNA, 400 nt
Organism: Drosophila suzukii
Lineage: Eukaryota; Metazoa; Arthropoda; Insecta; Diptera; Drosophilidae
Source: RefSeq, a predicted model, not a curated record
AAUGAUAACAGAGAACAUUGUGGUCCUGGCUUAUGACUUCCAAAGUUGGGAGGACACGGCAGAGGUGAUCAGCGACAUGGCGGAGCACUUCACCACCCGGCAGCAGCAGCAGUUGUUCCAGGAAUUCUACGAUGUCAACCACCAGUACUUCGGGAAAUCGGCGGCUGUGCUCUCGAAGUCCCUGGAAUCGGUGAAAGAAAACAUAGCCUGGGCCGAGGAUCAUCUGGAAGGUUUGGUCCAAUAUCUAGAGAGAAGAAAUGCCGGAUCCAUUCAGGGAGCAACUUCCAUAUUGGUCCUGCUACUGGCGGUGGUGGCCAGCCUUUUGGCCUGGCUCUGAUUAGCUAAUAAGUUGUGGAGAAAUAAAAAGAUUGCCGUUGCGCCAUUGCGCUGCGGGGUGAAA